Messenger RNA from Petromyzon marinus (sea lamprey), 2882 nucleotides. RefSeq names its product charged multivesicular body protein 4b-like. NCBI's taxonomy places the organism in Eukaryota, Metazoa, Chordata, Hyperoartia, Petromyzontiformes, Petromyzontidae. Gene Ontology annotation, biological process: vesicle budding from membrane; late endosome to vacuole transport via multivesicular body sorting pathway. Gene Ontology annotation, cellular component: ESCRT III complex; cytoplasmic side of plasma membrane; multivesicular body. The record is from RefSeq and is a predicted model, not a curated record.
UAUUUGGAGCGCGUCGCCAUUUCGCGUCUCUUCGGCGACUCUCGGCGGCCCCCGCGUGUCGUCGUCGUUUUGUCGUCUCCCGUCCGUCUCACCUCCGUCUCCCCUCCGUCUCACCUCCGUCUCCCCUCCGUCUCACCUCCUCUUCGCGAGCGUCGUUGACGACACACGCGGCCAUCAUGUUGAAGUUCUUCGGCGGUGGCGGCGGCGGCAACAAGAACAAGACGUCCGUGACGCCUCAGGAAGCGCUGCAGAAGCUGCGCGAGACGGAGGAGAUGCUCGCCAAGAAGCAGGAGUUCCUCGAGAAGAAGAUCGAGACCGAGAUCGCCACGGCGCGCAAGAACGGCACCAAGAACAAACGCGUGGCUCUCGCUGCACUCAAGCGUAAGAAGCGCUAUGAGAAGCAGCUGGCACAGAUCGACGGGACUCUGUCCACCAUCGAGUUCCAGCGCGAGGCACUCGAGAACGCCAACACCAACACCGAGGUGCUCAAGACUAUGGGCUUCGCUGCCAAGGCCAUGAAGAAUGCGCACCAGAACAUGGAUAUAGACAAGGUGGACGAGCUCAUGGGCGACAUCCACGAACAGCAGGAGUUGGCGCAGGAGAUCUCAGACGCCAUCUCCAAGCCCGUCGGCUUUGGGGACGACAUGGACGAGGACGAGCUCAUGGCUGAGCUGGAGGAACUGGAGCAGGAGGAGCUGGACAAGGAGCUUCUGGAAGUGGGCGGCAGCCAGCUCCCCAGUGUGCCCACCGCCUCACUGCCAUCCCGGCCUGCAGCCACCAAGAAAAGGGAAGAGGAAGAUGAUGAUGACAUGAGGGAUUUGGCUGCCUGGGCCAACUGAGGCCCCACCCCCUGCUCCCCUCCACACCGUCCCAGGUCUCCUCCCAACCUUCCUCCUGGGCGCCACACCCCCGCCCCUUCCUCCUGGGCAGGUUUCCCAAUUCCUGUGGGCAAGGAGGGCUCGGCUUGGCCCUUUGCAGCUCAACAAAAGGGAGCGCGCGCAGACCGUGCACCGAACUGCGUCAACGCGAGUGGCGAAAGAUCACGGCGUGUGGUCUUACAAAAGAAAAGGGCCGUGGUGUGGAACACUUUUAACUUUUUGGCAUUGAAUCCUGUACCAUGCAUUUGUGUAGUGGUAUGAAUAUUGAAUUCACCGACCUUCACUAUCAAAAUAUGACUGUAGCCCUAUUAACUUGAUGCUUUUAACAUUCGGAGGCACGCCACCUACAUUUGCAGCCACAAGCAAAAUGUUUCCCCCCGAGUGCAGUGGCAAAGCAGAACGUGUAAAGGCUUCUUAUACAAGAGGAAGCAGCAUGGUAAUUUGAGUGAUAAUUUUAAUCUAAUUGACCAAAUCCAAAUGCCCUGUUAAUGUGACCAUGAUCACCUACUCUUAAGGCUGCUUACCACCAUCCUGCCUACAAAAAACAACCAACAAAAUGCAAAUUGCAGUUUCGAAGCCUGAAAAUGAGCCCACAAACAUAAACCCUUGUAGGUGCAAAUAUAGAUAAGCAUUGUGUGCCUUUGUUUCCUGGCGCCUUUAGCUGGAUUAUGGAGUGUUGUGUACAAAUGGCCAAGUAAUCCUGUGCUGGAAACUUUAUGCAUUUCCCCCAUAUAUGAGGCCAGGGGCCGUGAGACCAAGGCCAACAGGUUUGCCUAAAUUCUGUCACCAGUGUGGCCUAUCAAACAAAUUAGGUUUUGGAAUUACAUUGAGUGCCUGAAAUGCAGCGGCAUCUCAAGGCACUGUACAAACCAUGGAAUGAUAAAGGUCAGUCGUGGGGAAAACCAAAGCAAAAUCGGAAAAACAUCCCAUUGGGUUGCCCUGCACAAACACCACGAGGCCCACUGAAUGCAGUAAAGCAAGAUCACACAAUUAUCCACUGUCAUGAUGGAUUGUGGGUAAUCGCCACAGUCCACCAUGGCGGAUGGCAAUGUAAAUAUUAGGCAAAGUCAAGCGCCUGGUGGAGAUUGUAUUUGCUACUAUAAGUUGUAUCCAGUGUGAGUCUGGUUUGUCUUUAUGGUUUGCUGCUCAAGUGAGGUACUCAAUUGUGCUUGAUUCAAUCCCAAAUUGUUUUGAGUGCAACUUUGGUGUUUUUUGAAGUAAAUUUCCAAAUUGCACCUAUUAACAUUCUUCAGCACUUUUAGAUUUGUCUAUGGCCGAGUCCAUUGCCAAUCCAACUUGGUCUUGUGACUCCAAAUUGUUCCCAAUUAAAUUCCUAGUACCUCUUUAUGUAAUUCUAAGUUGCCUAUCAACGCUCUAUUUCCUAAUUAAAUUACGAGUCCCGCUCGCUUUCAUUCCGGGUGGUUUCCUAUUUAACGUAGUUGCUAGCUUAAUAAAUUACAUUAACUUUAUUUGCUUUAAGGUCGAAGUUGCUGUUGGUUUAACUACAAGUUGCACCGUGCACAUUUCUUUAAAACAAAUUUUACAGUUUAAUAUCAAGUUGGUUUCAUUUUUAUUGAAGUGUGAUGGUGCCAAGCUGCUCCCUGUUGGGAGCUGAAGGGCUGUUCCGUACUCCGCCUGUGAUAGUUUAUCAACCCCUUCUCCCGUGCAUGAUAAUUAAUCACUCCCCCCACCCCCCCCCGUCCCGGGUUUCUUGCGGUCGCGAAGCUUGAUUGGAACUUUUCUGGUGAAGGGAGAGGCGGCACCGACCGUGGUUGCUUAUUAACGGAUGGUGUCGGAUCAAAUCAGAUUUCUCGAUAAUGCAACGGUUUAAUUUGGUCCUGGGCUACGGCAUUUAAAUCUGUAUAUAUGAAAUGUAUUUUUUUUCUUAUAAUUGCUGUUAUUGUUAGAUGUAUUUUGCUACACGUACAUUUUGCAAUGUACAGCAGCAAAGCAUGUAUAUAGUUACUCUUUGUAAAUGAAUCUGAAUAAAAGUGUGCAACUUUA